GUUAAAAACAGAAACUUAUUUAAAAUUAAAAAAGUACUAUAAGUUUUUGUUUCCUAGCAACUAUUUUUGUCUACAGAAAAUCUGAAUGCAAGGCAAAUUCUGUUACGGUCAGAUGGGUGGGCUUCGUUCUGAGGAAAAUUAGAAUUUGUGAAGGAAGGUGUAGCGCUACAUUGCAGGGUCUCGCUUUAGCGAAUUCUUUUGGAUGAUUUUGAUUUUUAGGUUUGUUGGUGGGGAUUCAACAGCCAAAGGAGUUUAUGCAUAUUUAAAAUUGUUUAAAUUGGAGGGAUCAGCCCUGGAUAGCAACUAUGGAAUGAAACCCUACUUUUUUGCUGGAGCCAGCGUAACCACAUAUCUGAGUUGGGAACUGGUUCGAUUUGCAGGAAUGCAUGGCAAUUCGGCAAGUGUGCAAUUUUCUAGCUCACUGUGAGUGUAGGUUUUCCACAGGUAAAAGCACUUGUAUAUGGAUUCGCUGAAGCAUCUGGAAUCAGACCAUUUAUUGGAGCAUGAGGAGAAGACAGGGAUUCAAAUGUGUGAGACGUCAAAUAUUGAAGCUAUUGAUUCAUCUUUAAUUUCUGGUCUGCCUAAUGACAUUGCAUUUCUCUGCCUAUCAAGGGUUCCGCGCCGAUACCAUCAUAUAUUGAAAUGUGUUUCUAAGAAAUGGAGAGAUUUUUUAACAUCCGAAUCUCUAUAUUCAUAUCGUCAAAGCUUGGGGAUUGCAGAUAAUUGGAUUUAUGCAUUGUGUAGAGAUAGUUAUGAAUGUGUUCACUGUUACGUGCUUGAUCCUACAAGGCGAAGGUGGAAAGAGUUACCUGGCCUCCCUUUUGCAUGUUCAAAAAGAUAUGGCAUGACAUGCGAAGUUCUUGGGAGGAGACUUUACCUGCUUGGUGGUUGUGGUUUUACUGAAGAUGUUACCAAUGAGGUAUACUGUUAUGACCCUUUACCAAACAAGUGGCAGAGAGUUGCAGAUAUGGAUAUAGCAAGGUGUUAUUUUGUUACUGAAGCCUGCAAUGGUCGUCUCUAUGCAAUUGGGGGAAUGGGGUCAGGGGAUUUGAUGUCUUGGGAAACCUAUGAUGCAGAAGCAAACACUUGGACAUCACAUGAAAAUCUAAAUGUUCUGCCUGACAUUGGGGAAUCAUUAGCUUUUGAUGGUAAAAUAUAUAUCAGACAUAUCAGUACAAAUUUAAGGCUAGCUACCUAUGCAGCUGCGUAUGACACAUCUAACAAUGCAUGGUCUACUGUUGAUGAUGAAAUGACCAUGAAUUGGUAUGGGCCUGCAAUAAUGGUUGGUGGUGAGAUAUACAUGGUAGAUCAAACAUCGGGUGUUAAACUGAUGAUGUUGGACAGGUUAAAUAGGUGCUGGGUAUUUGUUGGGAGGCUGUCUUGUCAUUUGAUAAGAACGCCCUGUAGGAUUACUGCAAUUGGUAACAUGCUUUAUAUAAUAGGAAGGGGUCUGCAGACAGUGAUGAUAGACACAGGGAAGAUAGAAAAGGGUAGUGGAAUGUUGGUGACUUCCUCAAUUGCUGAGUUGUCCUUGUCAGAUGAUGUAAUCUUUAGCUGUAAGACCCUUUCAAUUUGAAAUAUUUUAUCUAUUGAAAAUGCUGUGUAACUCACCUAUUUAUAUUAUACAUACUGAUUGUUCUUUCUUUGUA
Molecule: messenger RNA, 1649 nt
Organism: Cryptomeria japonica (Japanese cedar)
Lineage: Eukaryota; Viridiplantae; Streptophyta; Pinopsida; Cupressales; Cupressaceae
Product: F-box/kelch-repeat protein SKIP4
Exons: 3
Coding region: 461-1576 (371 amino acids)
Molecular function (GO): protein binding
Source: RefSeq, a predicted model, not a curated record